This is a messenger RNA of Monoraphidium neglectum, 2514 nucleotides long. RefSeq lists its product as hypothetical. The transcript is spliced from 24 exons. NCBI's taxonomy places the organism in Eukaryota, Viridiplantae, Chlorophyta, Chlorophyceae, Sphaeropleales, Selenastraceae. The coding region runs from base 1 to 2514 and encodes 837 amino acids. The record is from RefSeq and is a predicted model, not a curated record.
AUGGCCUCGGCUUCAUCCUCGUCGACUUCAAUCUUGGCUAAAUGCUCUGUCCUGCCCUUUGUCAAACCAAAGAUCACCGUGGCAGGGGCCCUGCACAGCCUGGACGACAAGGCAACCAGGCUGGCGGCGCUGCAGGACGACCUGGCCGGCCAGGGCAAGGAGCUUGCAUCGGCCAAGGAGGUGCAGGAGAGGAAGGACGAGCAGCACCUGGCGCUGGCUGCUGAGCUGGACAAGCUGCAGCUGGAGUAUCAGAAGUGCAGCCGCAAGUCGGAGCGGUAUGGGACUGAAAUUGCAAUGCUGCGGAAGCAGGUGGCGGCCAAGGAGGACGAGCUGCUGGAGAUGUCGGCCGCACGCGGCGCUGAGGUGGCGGCCUUGAAGGACGUCGUCGCCCUGGGCGAGGUGCAGUUCAAGGACAAGGCCGCCGAGGCAGUGGCGCUGAACGGGAGGGUGGCCGCCGCAGAGGAGGAGCUGCAGGCCGCCAAGUCCAGGGCAGAGUCACUGGAGCGCGUCGUGGAGCGCCUGCAGCGCGCGCGGCUGGAAGACGAGCUGGCGCGGGCGCGCUCUGUGGCGGUGGCGGCCGUGCCCAAGGAGGUGCAGGAGAAGGACGAGCAGUACCUGGCGGUGGCUGCCAAGCUGGACAAGCUCCAGCAGGAGUAUGAGCAGUGCCGGCUCCAGGCGGAGAGCUACAGGCUUGAUGUCGCGGCGAUGCAGCAGCAGGUGGCGGCGAAGGAGGACGAGCUGCUGGAGAUGGCGACUGCACGCGACACUGCGGUGGCAGCUCUUCAGGACGCCGUCGCCCUGGGGGAGGCGAAGUGCUGCGACAAUGACGGCGGUGUGCUGGAGGAGCUGCAGGCCGUCAAGGCCACUGCCGGCUCGCUGCAGCGCACCGUCGAGCGCAUGCAGGAGUUGCACACACAGGUGGCGGACGAGCUCGCGGACGCCCGCUCGGCGGCGGCGGUGGCCAAGGAGGAGGUCGUGAGCUGCACUCAGGAGCUUGAGGCGGCGCGCGAGGCGGCGGCGAAGCUCGAGGGUGAGCUGGCGGCGGCAAACGUGGCCUUGAAGAAGGCCAACGCGCUGAUCAAGUCGCUGCGCGGCCAGCAGCAUCACGCGACGGAGGCGGCGUCCAAGGAAGCUUCUGAGGCCAAGAAGCUGGCCCGCAAGGCGCAGGCUGCGGCGGAGCGCAAUGAGCAGGAGGCACAGGCCGUGCGCCGCCACCAGGGGGACACCAUGCAGGGCUUUUUCCAGCUGCAGGGCGAGCUGGCGCGGCUGCAGGCGGAGAGGGAGGAGCUUCUGGAGGAGGUGGACCGCCUUCGCCAGGCCGAGGCGCAGCGCGCGGAGCAGCGCCAGGCGCGCCAGGCCUCGGACCUGGGGGCGGCCGAGGAGAUGCGCGCGCUGCAGGCACGCAACGCGCAGCUGCAAGGUCAGCUCAACGCCUUGAGGGCGGCGGCCGCCAAGGGGGCCGCGCCGCACCCCUCCAUCCAGGCCGAAGCAGACGCCCUUACCAAGACCAACACCGAGCUCAGGCAGGAGCUCACCGCAGCGACCGCGAAGAUUGCGUCCCUGCAGGCCCGCAUCAGGGAGGCGCAUGCGGUGGCGGCGCCGGGCUCGCCGGCCAAGGGCCUACCGGCCUCCCAGGCCAACGCGGUCCGCAACGCGCAGGGGCAGAUGGCGGCGCUGCGCGAGCAGGCGGCGGCGCGGGACGCUGAAAUCAAGCGGCUGAGGGAGGCGGCGGCCGAGCAGCACCAGCAGCUGGAGACCCAGGCGGCUCUGAUCCAGCAGCUGCUGGACGGCGGCGCCCAGACGGCCGCCUGCAAAAAGCUGCGGGAGACUGUGGACCAACUUCGCGGCAACUUGCUCGCUGCCCAGGCAGCCACGGUCAAGGUCGCAGCCGAGCGCGAUGCCAGGCUGCCGCAGCACGCGGUGCACGAGGUGGUCGCCACCGUCGCCACCCAGGUGGCCCUGGACUUUGCGCGCGCACUCGAGGGCAGCCUGGUGCCGCGGCAGCUGCAGGCGUUCCGCGCGCUCGCGGCGCGCUGCCGGGCGGUGCUGACCGACGCGGACGAGGUGCACCUGCAGGGCGCCUGGCGGGCGCUGCACGCCGCGCACCGGCAGGCGGGCGCGGAGCAGCAGCAGCAGCAGCAGCAGCAGCCGGAGCAGAAGGCGCCGCGUGCGUCAAGCAGCGACAGCACGCCUGGCGGCGACGCCGACCAGGCGCCCGCGGCGGAGGUGACCAAGCCGGCCGCCCGUGGCCGCGGCCACGGCUCCAGCAGCAGCGCCGCCAGCGCGGCCGAGGUCGUGGACGACGCCAUCCAGGCUGCCGUGCAGCUGGCGUUGUCCCAGCUGGACGGCGCGGUGGCGAGGCCCACGCGCCCGCGCGGCAGCGCUGCGGCGGAGGGCGGCGGCGCCUUUGGCAGCCAGAGCCUUCUCUGGGUGCGCUGGGGCCCGGCGGCGGCGCGCUGCCACAAUAAUGAGGGUGCUCGUAGCUGCUGCAAGCCACCACUUGGUGACACGUAG